Molecule: messenger RNA, 5907 nt
Organism: Sturnus vulgaris (Common starling)
Lineage: Eukaryota; Metazoa; Chordata; Aves; Passeriformes; Sturnidae
Gene: TOPAZ1
Product: testis and ovary specific TOPAZ 1
Biological process (GO): spermatocyte division
Molecular function (GO): protein binding
Source: RefSeq, a predicted model, not a curated record
AUGGCGCAGUUGAGGUCAGGAAAAGUGCUGAGAGCCAGCGAGGUGAAGCUGGUUGACUCGGAGCUCAGCAGCCCCAGCUCUUCAGGGACAGGGUGUGAGCCAGGGGAAAAGCUGCUAGUCAAACGGAGUCCUCGGCUGGCACUAAAGAGAAAGCUUGGGCAGCCCUUACCCUCCUUUCCGCAACGUGCCAGCCUUUCUGGUGCUUCUUUCAAGUGUUUUGUUCUUCCUAUGCCUGUGCAGAAGGAGCAAGGUGAGAACAGACAGAAAUUCCCAGGUAAAAAAAACAAGGGAAUCCAGCGCAGGAAGUCUCCCAGCAGAAGCAAGGAUGUAGCUUCAGCAGUUUCAGACACAGCUGAGUGUGAAGAUUGGCAAGCAGCAUCCAUGGCUGCAGCAAUGUGCUGGGAAGAGACUCUAAGAGGGACAGUUCAAAGUCAACAGCUGUUUUUCUCAGGAACUACUUUGCCUAGUAAGUUCUCAGCAGGGAUUGAAAGGAAUGAAUGUUGCUCAGAAGACCUGAACUUCUUAGGUUUCCACAUGGGUUCAAGAAACUCAGAAAAUGAAGGGAAACAUUCCUGUAUGGAAAUAAAAUUUGAAGUCCCAUCCUUGGAGGGGGAAAUUGAGAGCACAGAGAGACAUGGAAUAUCCUGUUUUCCAGAACCAGGAGGUCUUCAACCCAAAAAGAUCACAUGGAAUACUGAAGUGAAAUGCACUGGCUCCAUAAUGACACAGAAUAUUCAAAUCCCAGAUUUUAGGAAGGAGGUUUUGGGCACUCAGGAAGCCAUACCUGAACCAAAACCUCAGCAAAAGGAUGAUACCCCAGAGAGGUUGAAUGGAUGUGAAUUAGUUGGAUCAAGAACACUAGAGACACAGAAAAGAGAAUGGAGAUGCUUGGGCAAGGAAGGCAGGAGAUCAGUGGUGAAACCAAAAGUACAUGGUCCCAAAGAGAGGGAUGGUUCUGCCUUGCUAGAACAGCAUACACAGUGUCUAGAGUCCAGGAAAGGAGCUUUGAAUAUGAGGAACAGAAGUGCAUUGCUGUCACAGCAGCUGCAGGAUCUGAGUGGACAAGAACAACCAACAACCAGAAGAAAGAAGCGUUGCAUGAAAGUAGAGCAGCAGAGCUCAAGCUCUCAGGAAGGACCAGACAGCCCAGGGGAAAGUGCAGAGGAACAAUUGAAAGCAAUUGAGCAAGACUCUGGUACUUCACAGACUGUGAAGAAGGUUAGGACAAAGCAAAACAGGGCAGAAGAUUCUAAGGAAAAGGAAUCUCACUACUGUAGAUCUUUUGCAGUUUCUACAGCAGGUGACAGUGACAGCAAGAGCUUUCUAUGCCACGCUGUAACAAAAAAGCCUGCUGUGCAAUGUAGAAAAAGGCAACGUAGAUCUGGUCAAAUCAAGCAAUUGCAAAGUUUAAGUGUGACUGCAGCUGAAAAAGUGAUGAAUACGUCUGCAAAAUGUGAUGCUGAACAUUGCAGUAAUGCCCUAAACCAUUGUAGUGGCUUGCUCUGUGCAACCGUUAAGGAUCCAUUUGUGAUAUUAGAGGACUGUAGUUACAUCAAUACAUUAGUGAAGCCUUCAGCUAGUGGAACUACCAACAGUUAUCAAUUAAAUGGAUUCUUCCAUGUAGCCCAUGGUACAGGAGACCUGAAUGACAUAAUUUGCAGCACUAGUAGAAGACAAAAUGAGACCUCACUCAUAAAAGGUGGUUUAUCAUCUAAUAAAGAGAAGAAUGAAGAUGGCUGUGUUUCAUGCUGCCUGAGUGAAAGCAGUAAGUGUUUAAGGGGAAAAAAGUGGAAUACUGAUAGAAAGCCUAGAAAAAGGAUGAAAACCACGGAGGAAUCUGCAGACGUGGCUAGUAAAUGCAAGAAGGAUGAGUUACAAACAGAAGCAGCAGUUGCCAUGUCAAGUUCAUUUGCAGUUUCAGGACUAAAUCAUAUUCUCUCAGCUUCACAUACAUCAGAUUUUGAUGCAGAAAAAAAUACUCAUGAAGUACAAACUCUGUCGGCCUGGAGGAACAAUAAUACCAAAUUACUGGCACUAGAAACUGGCUUCAAGAAGACAUCUGAGCUCUCUGUAGUAAAAGGAGAAAAUUCAAGCAGCGUGGCAUAUUGUGCAGCUGCCUCAGAUAGCCUGAGAGUGUUAGCGCAGAUCCAUGAUGUUUCUGAUUUUCCCAAAAGCAAGACAGGAGGAAAUUUGAACAAAGUUAAUAAGAAAUUAAAGCAGUUUACCUGUCAAAGAACAAUACCUAUGACUGGUAAAAAAGUUUGGCCCAUUGAAUCUUGUGCCAGGACUUCUGAAUGGUUUCUUAAAAAUCAUAGGUCCGUCUCAGAAGGAGGAAGACUUUUAAAGGCUGCUUUUGAGGAUUCCUCUGAUAAAACCAAUAAAGUAGUAGGACAUAGUGCAGUGCCUGGGAAUCUGAGACAGCUGGAUUUGCAUACAUCAUUGGCAGAAAUUACAAAAGAAAUUACACAUAAAAAGAUUGAUUCAAAUAUUGACUGUCAGGCUUCACUUGAAACAAUGGAAUCCUCUUCUGUGGGCAUUUAUGAGACUUUGACAAUGAACAGUGAAAAUGAGAAAUCACCAGUUAAUACAGAUAGAAGUGCCAUGACUUUUAACCAUGGUGAUGUGCAAGAAGUUAAAGCAACCUUGAAUUUUACAGCAAAACAAAAAGAUGAAAAUGAAGGAGAUGUAACAAAAAGAAACCUGCCUGCAACAGUCCAGAAUGGUACAACAGAACAAAAGGAUAAAAAUGAAGGAGGUGUGACAAAUAGAAACCUGCCUGCAACAGUCCACAAUGGUACUUCUACAAGUAACACAAACAGUAUAAACUUCAGCCAUAAAGUAUCAGUAGUGAACCAGACAUUUUCUGAUUUGAACCUAAUUAAACCAUUAACCUCUGGAAGCCUGACAAAAUUCAAAAUUCCUUUAUGCAUAAACAAACCUGAAUCCAAGAAACGGGAAUCUGUCUAUUCAUUUGAAAGCAAAACUUGUAGUCCACUAGAGCUUCUUGAAAGCACUAGUCCAGGAAGGCAGAAGACAGGUGAAGAGACUUUCUUGCUAAAAUCUGAACAGCAUCCUCUUCCUGUCAUGGGUGUUGCUACAUCUCCAGCUUCCAUUCAGAAAAAAACAGAUGAGAUUGACAGUAAGGACUUCCAGCACAGUGGCUCUGUAAACCUCUCUGAUGAGAUCUCUGUGCUCUCUGAAAGUUUUUCUGCAUAUCCACAUCCUCUUCUUGAUGGACAACCAGAGCCAUCUGUGCCUGAUUUCUACAGUACUGAAUGUGUGCUGAAAUCUAGUUUUCCUGAUCAUUCUUGGAAUGCAGUCGACCGCUUUGUUGAAUUAGAAAUAAAUGGUGAUAGAAAAUCAAGAGGGAAUUUUUCACAGCACGAAAGUCAAAAUUUACCAGAUAUCCUUGAAGCUUACAAUCAAGAUGUUCUUGUCAUUGAUGUGAUUCAGGAUGACCCUGACCUUUUUGGAGCUAGUAAUGAAGAGGAGCUUGUACCUGCACACUGUGAAAAUACUCCAGUGAAAGCAUCCUCUGCAAAGUGCAUUGAAGACACAAAGGUGUAUAUUAAGCCUGAGUCUCCUGUUACCUCAGAAAAGACGUAUUCAGUAGAGCGUAGUUUUAGAUGCAUGCGAGAAUCUGGAAUGUCAAGUGAUACUGAAAAUUCUUGUAAUUUGAUGUUGAAAGCUGAAGAUGUGAAAACCCACAACUCCUUCAGAGGAAGCAGUCCUUCAAGAGAUGUUAGUGAGGACUUUCUUAAAGAUAAGCAACAGAGCAAACUAGAUGAACUUUUGACGAGUUUGGACGUGGAUGAAAAGUUCAAGCUUGCAGAUGGAGUGCCUGAUGUUGAGGAAGAAAACAAGCGUGAAGCUGAAAAACGUGACUCUAAAUGCAAAGUGAACUGUGAAAUGCUAUCAGGAUUACCACUGAAUGACCGAGAAGUAAAUCUCUUCAGUGGAAGUACAGAGAUGAAAUCCUGGACAAAUGGUUACAAAUCUUCAGGAAGAAGUACUUUACUGCCAGUGAAGAAUUGUGGAGAUUUUGAGCCAUGGACGAUGGAGAAAAAUGCAAUUGCUUAUCAUUCAGUCCAGCAGAUCCUUGAUGCACUUAACUUGCCUCGUAAAUACUGCAGAUAUUAUUUCAUGACUUCACGUGGGUGUGAAAGAACAAAAUGUUGGUUCUGUCAUGUUCCAGGACAAGGGGAUGAAAAGAUUUGCAUGGCAAUUCUUAGGACAUACAUUAAUAUCAGUGAACCAGGCCUCCUAAAACGUGCAGUCCAAAUAUUUGUGCAGUAUUACAAAGAAGUUAUUCCUGGUGUGGAUUUUGCUUCUGAAGUGCUCAAUGAUCUUCUUGUUUCAUUGCUCAGCAACUGUAUGUUGCAGCAAGUAUUUCGGAUAUUGAAUGUAAUUGUACAAAUCAAGACACUGCCAGCUGUAGAUGUUCUUCUGAAAGUUUUUGAGCAUGUGGCUUCUUUGAAUAUAAGAAGUGCUGUGCCCACAUUAAUGAGUACCUUCUGUAAGCUCAUUGAUGCCGGGAUCUUCCUUGAGUUAGAACAUUUUGAUUACAUUAUUAAGUUACUUCACCAAUUGCAAGUUUCUGGUUGGGAAAUGCGUACUGUUUUGAACAUAAAAUCCAGAUUUAAGGAAAGAUAUUUUGCAAAGACAUGGAUUUUUGACUUCAACUUGGCAGUGGCUGAAAUUCAGCACUGCAAGGAAAAAAGGGAUUGGACCAAGCUGGGAGCUUUGUAUCUUAAUGCAAGAACUGGAUGUGAACAUUUUGAUGAUGUUCAGAAAUUGUGUUUAUCUAUUGCUGAAAUUCUAACCAAAGCUUCUGAGACAGACAAACCAGGAGUGCCUUUUUGCGAUUUUGCUGAUGCAGUAAUGAAAAAUUCACGCCAUAAUAAAGGAGACAGACUUUUCGUUGGAAGGACUGGGAUAAGUGUAAUGUAUUCCUAUCACAAAGUACUGCAGUGGAUAAAGGGAAGCAAGGUUUUGGAUAAACUGCAUGAGCUACGGAUACAUUUUACACUCUUUAAAGGACUUAUAGGUCCAGGGAGGUCAGCAUCCAGAUGUCAGAUUGUUAAUAAAGCCACAGAAAUCUUUCUUCAUUCUGGAAAUUUGGAUGGAGCAAUUAGGGUAUUGAGAGAGUCAGAGUGGAUUACAGAUGCACCAUUGUGGCCCUGUGAUAAAAUGGACAUCCUCAAUCGACAUAAUCUGUUAUGUGCAAUAGUGCACAAAUACUUGAGGAAGAGUUUGUACAGGCAAGCAUUUGAAGUUCUGCAGAACUUACCAGGUUUGCAGAAACAUUCUGAUAUUAUAGAUGCUUCUCAAUACAGCCACCUUUUUAACAAGCUGGUAAAUGCCUGUUAUGAGAACAAGAACCUUGGGGUCUCAUCUUCUGCAGUAGACUUCAUGCUUUCCAGGAAGAUUGCUAUUGAUUUUGUUUUACUUAGAGGAUUAAUCAAAGCUUUGGGAAGAAGUUCUUUAUGGUCCAAAGCUAGGACCUAUUACAAAAAUGCUUUAUCACUGGGUUGUUACCCAGAGCUGCAGGGAAAUUUGUAUCACAAACUUCUGAAGAUUCCCUCUUACCUGUCUGAAGUUGAGAUGCUGUUGACCAUUGAAAUAUUUCUUGUUUCAAACGCCAGUGAUAUUCAAAGUCCAAGGACUGGUCAGGCUCUUCAAAUAAUACUGAAAAGAUCUGAAGAUGCAGUUCACAAUAACAGUGCCUAUCACGGGGCAGUGGAGAGGCUGAUCCAGGCGGCUCAUUUAUCUGAUCCAAAGCUUUUUCUUAAGCAUAUGACAAUGAAUGUUAAUAUGGAAGAAGUUUACAGCCUAGAGCAUUCAUCUGCUCUAAAGUGGCUUCAGGAGAAUAUGGAAUGGGCUGAGAAGGUCUGGCUGUUUCAGUAG